AUGGCCAAGAAAAAUCUUAGGGAGGAGGAGUAUUUGGAGCUCCUUUUAGUAAGUAGUGAUGAAGAAGAGCCUUUUACAGUUACCUUUGAGACAGACAGUGUCCAGGACGACCUGCACGACGCCCAAACCUGGCUGCGUGAGGGACAUGAGGUUCAGCUUUUGGCUGCUGAACAUGUGGAAGAAAUACCUGAAGAGAUACAAGAUUUGGCUGUCUCGCACGCAGUUCGUUUGCAUUCCCUUGUUCCUGUGCCUCCUGUAGUAUCUCCUGUGCCUCCUGCAGAAUCUCCUGUGCCUCCUGCAGAAUCUCCUGUGCCUCCUGCAGAAUCUCCUGUGCCUCCUGCAGAAUCUCAUAAAUCUCCUGUGCCUCCUGCAGAAUCUCCUGUGCCUCCUGCAGAAUCUCCUGUGCCUCCUGUAGUAUCUCCUGUGCCUCCUGCAGAAUCUCCUGUGCCUCCUGUAGUAUCUCCUGUGCCUCCUGCAGAAUCUCCUGUGCCUCCUGCAGAAUCUCUCUUUGCUCCUGCAGAAUUUCCUGUGCCUCCUACAGAAUCUCCUGUGCCUCCUGGCAGGAAUCUCCUGUCCUCCUUAUCUCCUGUGCCUCCUGCAGAAUCUCCUGUGCCUCCUGCAGAAUCUCCUGUGCCUCCUGCAGAAUCUCCUGUGCCUCCUGUAGUAUCUCCUGUGCCUCCUGCAGAAUCUCCUGUGCCUCCUGCAGAAUCUCCUGUGCCUCCUGCAGAUCUCCUGUGCCUCCUGCAAGAAGCUUCCCUGUGGCCUCCUGCAGAAUCUCCUGUGCCUCCUGUAGUAUCUCCUGUGCCUCCUGUAGUAUCUCCUGUGCCUCCUGCAGAAUCUCCUGUGCCUCCUGUAGUAUCUCCUGUGCCUCCUGUAGUUUAUCUCCUUGGCCUCCUGCAAAAUCUUCCCUGUGCCUCCUGUAGUAUCUCCUGUGUCCUCCCCCUGCAGAAUCUCCUGGUGCCUACCUGUAGUAUCCUCCUGUGCCUCCUGUAA
This is a messenger RNA of Macrobrachium nipponense, 993 nucleotides long. RefSeq lists its product as uncharacterized. NCBI's taxonomy places the organism in Eukaryota, Metazoa, Arthropoda, Malacostraca, Decapoda, Palaemonidae. The coding region runs from base 1 to 993 and encodes 330 amino acids. The record is from RefSeq and is a predicted model, not a curated record. The transcript is spliced from 3 exons.